This is a messenger RNA of Drosophila eugracilis, 4594 nucleotides long. It is a transcript of the gene DCTN1-p150, whose product is annotated as dynactin subunit 1. Gene Ontology annotation, cellular component: axon; microtubule associated complex; kinetochore. Gene Ontology annotation, biological process: nuclear migration; establishment of mitotic spindle orientation. The transcript has 4 exons. The record is from RefSeq and is a predicted model, not a curated record. The coding region runs from base 313 to 4110 and encodes 1265 amino acids. NCBI's taxonomy places the organism in Eukaryota, Metazoa, Arthropoda, Insecta, Diptera, Drosophilidae.
UUGUCAUCUCUAGUUCUAUCACAGGGUCACACUCGAAACAUUGCAAAUAUUUUAGGAAAACUUUUCGUUGCAAUUUUUAGCUGCCUGCAUCGGAAAUAUAGGAAUUCAGUGCAAAUGGUAAGGGUGACGAUAGAAACAAAGAAAGGAACACCUGACCGAUUGGAAAAGAAGCCGACGGCCAUUUUUUGCUAGCUAAGACGUGACUGUUGGCCAAAAGUCUAGCAAGUGCAGCGCACAUUCAUAAUCACAUCCGUUCAGCCCACAUCCUGGUCAAAUACACGCACAGACACUAACACACACAUCGAGAGCGAGAUGUCCGAGAAGAACCUGAAAGUAGGCGCCCGCGUCGAGCUGACCGGCAAAGAUCUGCUCGGCACGGUUGCCUACGUAGGCAUGACCAGCUUCGCCGUCGGCAAGUGGGUGGGCGUCGUGCUGGACGAGCCAAAGGGCAAGAACAGCGGCUCCAUCAAGGGCCAGCAGUAUUUCCAGUGUGACGAGAACUGCGGCAUGUUCGUACGUCCGACGCAGCUGCGUCUGCUGGAAGCGGCUCCUGGUAGCAGGCGCAGCAUUGAGGACGUUAGCACUGCCACGCCCACGGCUGCCCAACCCACAAAGGCGCGGCUGAGCACCUCCCGCACCUCGCUCUCCUCCAGUCGCCAAUCGCUGUUGGGUUCUCGCACCCAGUUGACAACAUCCCUUAGUGAACGCACCGGCUCCAGCAGCAGCAUUGGUCCCAGGAAAUCUCUUGUACCACAAAGCAGCAAGGAUAGAGACACUCCGAGCUCUUCGUUGGCGGAGGGAGCAACAACAGCAGUCGGUGGUAACGGUGCAGGCUCGCAUGCCUCCUCUAAGCGGGCUUCCUUUGUAGAGACGGGCUUCCUGGAGAUUCUCAAGCCGCAGUUUACUCCUUCGCAGCCUCUCCGUUCGCCGUCGUUCACCAUGCCCUCCAACUCCAGUUCCGAAGAUAAGACUGCCCUUUUGGAGGCGCAGAAAACUAGCGCCGAACUGCAGGCCCAGUUGGCUGAUCUCACUGAGAAACUAGAAACUCUGAAGCAGCGCCGUAACGAGGAUAAGGAAAGGUUGCGAGAGUUCGACAAGAUGAAGAUUCAGUUUGAGCAGCUGCAAGAGUUUCGCACAAAGAUCAUGGCCGCACAGGCUUCGCUGCAGAAGGAGCUACAGCGCGCCAAGCAAGAGGCCAAGGAUGCAAUUGAAGCCAAAGAGCAGCACGCCCAGGAAAUGGCUGAUCUUUCUGACAACGUGGAGAUGAUCACCCUGGACAAGGAGAUGGCAGAGGAAAAAGCCGACACGCUACAGCUAGAACUGGAGUCCUCCAAGGAGCGUAUUGAAGAGCUGCAAGUAGAUUUAGAGCUGCUGCGCUCUGAGAUGCAGAACAAGGCUGAAUCCGCCAUUGGUAACAUCUCAGGUGAAGGCGAUUCCGCUGGACUCUCCACGUAUGAAUUCAAACAGCUGGAACAGCAGAAUAUCCGUUUGAAAGAAACGCUGGUUCGUCUGAGGGAUCUUUCGGCUCAUGACAAGCAUGACAUUCAGAAAUUAAGCAAGGAGUUGGAGAUGAAGCGUUCUGAAGUUGCAGAAUUGGAGCGUACCAAGGAGAAGCUCAGUGCGAAGAUUGAUGAAUUGGAGGCCACAGUGGCCGACUUGCAGGAACAAGUCGAUGCUGCACUUGGAGCCGAGGAAAUGGUAGAGCAGCUGGCCGAAAAGAAAAUGGAACUGGAGGAUAAGGUCAAGCUACUCGAGGAGGAAAUCGCUCAGUUGGAGGCCCUGGAGGAAGUGCAUGAACAGCUUGUGGAGAGCAAUCACGAACUGGAGCUGGAUCUGCGCGAGGAACUGGACCUGGCCAAUGGAGCCAAAAAGGAGGUGCUGCGAGAGCGUGAUGCAGCCAUCGAGACCAUCUAUGAUCGUGACCAGACCAUCACAAAGUUCAGGGAAUUGGUACAGAAGCUGAACGACCAACUAACUGAUCUGAGGGAUCGUAAUUCUAGCAAUGAAAAGGAGUCGCUGCAGGAUCCCAGCUUGAAACUGGCCACAGAAACUAUCGACUACAAACAGAUGUUUGCCGAAUCCAAGGCUUAUACUCGUGCCAUCGAUGUUCAACUGCGCCAGAUCGAGCUGAGUCAGGCCAACGAGCAUGUCCAGAUGUUGACCGCCUUUAUGCCCGAGUCUUUCAUGAGUCGCGGUGGCGAUCAUGACUCCAUUCUGGUGGUUCUACUCAUUUCACGUAUUGUCUUCAAAUGUGGCAUUGUCGUUUCGCAGACGAGGGAACGUUUCCCGGCCGUCGAGACGAUUACUAGGGAGGCGGUGACCCAGGGCCAUGCCGUCCAGCAAUAUGCCUUCAAGUGUCGCCUGCUGCACUACGUCCAUAGCCUGCAGUGUGCCCUUCACCAGAUCCUCUAUGGACUUAAUAGCUGCCAACCGGAUACUCUUCUUAGAGCUGGAAGCUCCCUUCCCGAAAUGGUAGCUCAAGAAAAGAUAGUUGACGGUAUCAUUGAACUACUAAAGUCCAAUCAGCUGGAUGAGAACAGCACUACGGAUAAUAUUGAGAAAUGUGUUGCCUUCUUCAAUGCGAUGAACUCUGUGUUGCUAGCCGGGGAACAACUUCUGAACGAGAUCCAGAUGAUUCGUGACUGUGUGGCUUCCUUGGGAGCUGCCUGUGAGAGCAUUCUCAGCGACACGGCCAUUGCUAAGGCUAUUAUUCAGGAGGCAGGUGCCACCAGCGAUUCGGUAUUGUUGAUUCAGUUCCUGAACGAGAACAUGGAAAGCGUGCGUCAGCAAGUAAAGCUGAUCAAGCGCCGUUUGCCCAGCGACCAGCAUGUGAUCAAGAGCGGUCUGUCGCAGCACAAAGUGGAGGCGAUGCGUGCUCUGGCACAGAAUAUCAGUCGUAUCAUGUCGGCGAUGCACCAGGCCACCAAGCAGUCUUUAGCAACCAUUGUCACCACCAUCGAGAGCGACAAUGCAGCGGAACACACUCUUCCACAGGAGAAGUACUGGGCCCUGCUGUCCGCCUCCUGCGAGCGUAUCUACGAGCAGGAUGACCGCGGACCAACGCACAAUUUCAAGACCCUAUUGGCCCAGGCAAACUCCGACCUGCAGCACAUUGCCCAACAUCUGCUGGACAAGGAGUACGAGAUCAUCUCGGAAGCCAAUAAGGCUGGUGGCCAACAGAAGUCAGGUGCCCACAGCACACCCAUUACACAACGAGCGCAGCUGAUCAAGAAACAGUUGGAGCAGAAGAAUGUGCUGGCCGCAACGUUAGAAAAUCGUGAAGCGGACGUAAAGCAUCUUAAGCUAGUUGCCAAGAUGAAGCAAGACGAGUUAAGUGAGAUGCAGAUCCGCAAAGAUCUGGCGGAAAAGAAACUGAGUGUGCUGCAGAACGAGUACGAGCACGCGGUUGACAAGUGGAAACAGCAGUAUGAGGAAACACGCCAGCAGUUGCAGCUGAAGGAGAAGGAGUUCGAGGAGACGAUGGACCACCUGCAAAGUGAUAUCGAUGCCUUGGAGAGCGAGAAGAGCGAUCUGCGCGAUAAGCUGAAGUUAAACUCAAGCACCGGCAAGGUUCAGUCUGGCUCGGAUACCCAUUCCCCGCACAAUAUUUCUGUCGCUGGCUCAACGUCCAGUGCUCCGGGUAUUACCAAUGUUUCCUUCUCCUCGCCUGCAGGCACUGCCCCAGUUGUGGCCGAGGAAGUGCAGCUGCUGAAGAGUGCUUUUAACCAGGAGCGCAACGAACGCCUCCGACUGCAGGCGCAGGAUAUGCGUGCCAAGCUAUCACAGUUUGAACCUCUCCAUGUGCCGCAGCCACAGGAUCAGCGCAUUACCGCCUUGGAGUCGGAAUUGACCAGGAUGAAGCAUGCCUGGGUAUUGUCACUGCUGCAGGUCCGUUCCCAGGAUUCGGUGAAUGUGGGAAAACGCAUCGACACGGUGGCCCUGCAAAGACGCAACCAGCCUGUUCCACUUAAGGGCGAAAUCAGUUCGAAGGCCUCCCAGCUGGCUUCAGAUAUCCUAGCGGAGUAUCUGCAUCGGAAACCUCAUCGUGCUGCCCAUGGACAGUUUGCCUCCUUUCCCACCGUCGAUGUUAAGCGCGUGCUGCAGAUCUAAGAGGGGAUCUAAUGAUGAGUUAUCAUGGCAAUGGGAUCGGGGCCAGGGGCAAUCUAAAUAGAAUAGAAUUUUAUUUGUACUGCUAGCACAAUUUCGGAUCAUGGGGCAAACUCUACCCUCGCACAAGCUGCUUCCCCCCAACAACAACUCCUCAAGACUCCCUGCUCCUGUGAUGAGACCUAAACACGUUAGCUAAAACAAACUGAGAAAUUAUAAAUUCUAUACUUAAUUUAUGUUUUUUGUAUAAAGAUUAUAUACCUAUUGUAAUACUAAUAUUGUGUUUAACUCAAACGCCUGUUUCGAAACUAAACUCAAGCGAACUAAUACCGGUAUUAUCUAUGAAGUCUAUGGCAGGGGAGAUAUAUGUGAAAGACACAACUAAAUCAGAGAAACAAAUCUAAUUUGCAUACAUGAGAAUAAUAAAUACAUUAUAUAUAUAUAUAAAGUAAAUAUAUUUUGCUGAUGUUGUAUAACUUAAAAGAAA